Messenger RNA from Theileria annulata, 1146 nucleotides. RefSeq lists its product as uncharacterized. NCBI's taxonomy places the organism in Eukaryota, Apicomplexa, Aconoidasida, Piroplasmida, Theileriidae. The transcript has 6 exons. Gene Ontology annotation, cellular component: transcription factor TFIIIC complex. Gene Ontology annotation, biological process: transcription initiation at RNA polymerase III promoter. The record is from RefSeq and is a predicted model, not a curated record. Bases 1 to 1146 code for a protein of 381 amino acids.
AUGAAAUUUGUUGUUGUGGCCGUUCCAGGAGUAAUUUCUCCCGAUUCAAACGGAGAUGAGAUUCUAAGAGCAAUCGGAGGAAAAGAAGGUCUACGCUCGGUUUUAAAUGGAGAAAAAUCAGAACAACUUAUAUUAAGGUUUGGAAUUGACUCAACAAGUAGCUUCGUACCAGCCAACACAUAUGAAGAUAAUAUACCCUGUAAAUUAGUCGCAAAAGCAAAACUCUGGAAGUCCGGAAAAUGUACUAUAGAUUUGUUGGGACCGGUUGUAGAUUACUUUUCAUUUUCACACCCUUCGGACUUCCUUCACCUAAGUCUACAACCUGUAGUAGCUGGAGAACUGGUUGGAGAAAAACUAGUUUCGAAUGUUCCAAAUAUCCCUCCACCAAUUUUCACCAAAAUCGAUAUGAUAGACCAAUUGUUUAAUAAGAGUUUGUCAAGUGGGUCUACAUCUUCCACGAGCCAGAAAGUGAAAAAAUACUCUUCUGGCUCAAUAUUCAGUUCAGUAGCUCGUUUUGAAGAUGUAAAUGUACCACUAACUCCACUAAAUCUUGCUCUACCAUCUCCAGACCCAACGUUGAUGAGUUAUUUGGAAAACUUGUUUAAUAAAAGAAAAUUAUGGUUGAGAAGUGCGUUGGACGAGUUUUUACCCACAGGAUACUCCAACUGGAAGAAGAGAACAUCAUUUUCAAGAAUCUGUUAUAUAUUCUCAGAUGGUCCAUGGAGAGGAUGUAUGUGUAAACUAGGAUAUGAUCCCAGAAAGGAUAGAAACUCUAGAUUCUAUCAAACCAUUGAUUUUAGAGAUCCACACUAUAGAACAAUUUCAUGGAAGACAGGAAGACGCUCACUGUCAAACUCAGAAAAUCUUGGUCAAGAACUUAAUAUAGAUAAGGAGAAGACCUAUGGAGAACUUUCCAAUGAAGUUAUAACUCCAAAUCCCGAAGUACAUUUCUUGAUCCCGUCUAACAGACCUUCACAAUUGUACCAAUUAUGUGAUAUAUGCGACGCCGGGAUCCAGAAUAUAGUAAACUCAACGGAUUUUUCGGCUGGAAUUUUAAACAACGAAUGCUCAAAAGCUACAGGUAAGCAACUAGAGGCUAAAAUAUAUUUAAAGGCUGGUAUUCUGCGUCCGCUCUCACGAAAAUAA